Molecule: messenger RNA, 2955 nt
Organism: Condylostylus longicornis
Lineage: Eukaryota; Metazoa; Arthropoda; Insecta; Diptera; Dolichopodidae
Gene: Cmtr1
Product: cap-specific mRNA (nucleoside-2'-O-)-methyltransferase 1
Exons: 3
Coding region: 201-2780 (859 amino acids)
Biological process (GO): 7-methylguanosine mRNA capping
Cellular component (GO): cytoplasm; nucleus
Molecular function (GO): methyltransferase cap1 activity; nucleic acid binding
Source: RefSeq, a predicted model, not a curated record
UAGUGGAACAACCAUUUUCAAAAUAAGUUUAUAAAAGUUUUAUUACUUAAAAACUUAAUUUGAUAAAUUUCUAGCGCGAAAAGGAGUAUAUAUUCUUUUGGAUUUAUUUUUUUUUAUUUAAAACCGAAGUAAAUUAGAAGAAAACAGAAAAAUUGAUAGAAAAUUUUGCAUAGAAGAGCGUGGGAAAAAAAUUGAACAAUAUGCCUACUUCUGAAGAUGAAGGUGGUGGAACGCAGUGUACAUUGAGUAACUAUGCUACAACGGACGAAAAUACUUCUUUUUCUGAUUCAGAUGAUAACUCUGAACAUGAAGAGGUUAAUUCAUCUGGUAUGGAAUCACCUGUAAUGUCUGGGUCUUCAAGCUAUAUGCCUCCAAACAAAAAAAUGCGAAAAAAUAGUAACGAAUCCACUUCCCCUGGAAUUAAAAUGAAAAGUGAGUGGUCCAAGAGUUACUCAGGUUAUUCGGAAGCUGCUGUGAAUAUUAUGCAAAAAAUGGGUUACAAAGGAGAUGAAGGUUUAGGAAAGGAGGGGCAAGGUAUUCUGAAACCAAUCGAGGCAAGUCGUCAAGAAGGAAGACGAGGUUUUGGUUUAAGACUUGAUGAUUUAGAUGCGGCUUCGGCAAAGUGGGAUCCCAGUAUGGAAAAUAUUCAAUUAUCUGAAACAGUCAAUUGGUUAAAAAAUAAUGAUAUAGACUUUUUAAAUAACCUGACUAUGGACGAUUUGGAUAACUGGACUGUAACGGGACCACAAAAAUUGAUAAUUGACGAUGAAUCACAUUUUUGCGAUUCCAGAGUUUUAGAAAAUGUGUUAACUUCAAAAAGUGUUUUUGACAAUUUAAACGCAGGAGACAUGCGAAAAGCUAGAACGCGUAGUAACCCAUUUGAAACUAUUCGAGGGAAUAUAUUUUUGAAUAGAGCAGCGGUGAAAAUGGCCAACAUAGAUGCUAUAUGCAAGUUCAUGUUUACGAAUCCAGUUGAUGAAAAUGGGAGGAGUUUAGUUAAAAAUGAUGAUUUAUUGUAUUUUGCUGAUAUUUGCGCUGGACCUGGUGGGUUUUCUGAAUAUAUUCUGUAUAGAAAAAAGUGGGAAGCCAAAGGAUUUGGGUUUACUUUAAGAGGUGAUAACGAUUUUAAAUUAACCGAAUUUCUAGCUGGACCACCUGAAACAUUCGAUCCGCACUACGGAGUGAAAAAUAACGGAGAUAUUUAUGAUCCAGAGAAUCAAGAAUCUUUUGCGGAUUACGUGUUAAGACAAACUGAAUCUGGUGUUCACUUUGUGAUGGCUGAUGGCGGGUUUUCCGUUGAAAAGCAAGAAAAUAUACAAGAAAUUUUGUCAAAACAAUUAUAUUUAUGCCAGUGUCUUGUAGCUCUUUCAAUUUUAAGAGAAAAGGGGCACUUUGUUUGCAAAAUGUUCGAUCUUUUCACCCCGUUUAGUGUUGGUUUAAUAUAUUUAAUGUAUAAAUGUUUUGAAGAAAUCACGAUAUGUAAGCCAAAUACAAGUCGCCCUGCAAAUUCAGAACGAUAUUUAAUAUGUAAGUGGAAAAAAUCAAAUACAGAAACUAUAAGAAGGCAUUUUUCUGAAAUAAAUAAAAAAAUUUGUAGUAAUGAUCCAAAUAAUGAUAUUUUGCAUUUGGUUGAUAUAAAUAUUCUUAAGCAAGACAAAGAAUUUUUUGAAUAUAUUUAUGAAAGUAAUAAUACAUUAGGAAAAAAUCAAAUAAUUGGACUGAUAAAAAUCGCUGCGUAUUGUAAAGAUGAUACUCUCAAAGAAAAUAAUCAAGCGGAUUACAAAAUGAAAAGUCUAAAGCUAUGGAACUUGCCAGAUCAAAUUCGUACCGUUCCCGACACUCCAACUAACGAAUCGUUAUUAGAGGAACUUUUGAAGGAAUGGAAAGAUGACAAAACUAUGAUGAGCGUUUCUCCACUUGAAUUAAACAAAGUACAAGAUUUGGAGAAACGAAUACGUUACGUUUAUGAUUGGCACUUUGUACCAGUUUGCAGAGAAGAAACUAAAGAAAAUGUAAAAUCUUUUUUUCUGUCCAAGGGCAAAACAAAUGUGCUAAAGUACUGCAGUGGGCGAUGGGAACCUGUUGAAUGUUGUUUAGAAAUCAGCCCUAAAACUCUUAUUUAUGGAGAAAUAGUCACGGAAUUAAUGGGUGAAGGCAGAUCACAAAAUAAAGUAAAAGCUUUGCAUAUUAUAGAUGGUAUAGUCUUAGGAGGCAUUGAUAUUCAUCGUGAACCACUCCAAGAACGUAUAAGAAUGUGCACAAAAUUUGCGAAAGCUUUAAACAAACCUUACAAAACAACAAACGUCGUAGGAAAUUAUCAGCCUGUAGCCCCUAUACGAUGCAAAAAAUUAUAUGCCCUCAAUGAAAUACAAGUAUUUUUCAAUGCAAUGCGGCACUAUAAAUUAAAAGAUGGUACAUCUAGACUGGGCUUUCGAAUACGAAGCGACGACCCAUCUAGAGCUGAAAGGUUUUUUGUACCUGGUGGGCUUAUGUUUUUUAAUGAAACCAAUCCCCCUUUUGUUAAAGUACUUUCCAGGUCGAAGAAUAAGUUUUACUAUCAUAAUGAAACCAAUAAAGAAGCAUAUUACGUUGAUGAUUUACCAAAAAAUGUAAGAGCCGCAACUAUUGCUUCAUUUAGAGGUAGCUAUUACAGGAGACUCCUUUGGAAAUGGACUAAUAUAUAUCAAGUUGAAGAAAAUGUUAACGACGAUAAUAGGCAGGAAGAUAUAUUAUAUCGAGAUGACUUAAAUAAUUAUAUAUUAAGGAUUUCUACAAGAUAAUAGAAAUAAAAAGUUAUAAUGUUUGUAUAAUUUUAAUUCUAAAAAAGAAAAUAAUUGUAUUACUAUCAAUAUAUAGUAGACGUGUUUUAUAUUUAGGUGUACACUUUUUCUUUUUCCGUCGUACAAAGAAAAUAUCCUAUAUCUAAUUGUUAUUUUAGGCAGACAUAUAGUAUGA